UAACUAGAAGGUUAGAAUUGCAUUGAUAUGUCUUAGAUAAGUAAUUAUACUUUUCUUUAUGAUUAAUCAAAUAGUAUUUUUUCAUAGAUAUAUGUUAAUAUUUAUGGAUGCUUAGAUUUAGAUGACUAAAAGACAACAAUUCCAGAUAAUUGUGCUAGUUAAAGUGAGAUAGAUGAUGUUAUAAAUGGCAGCGAAUUUGUCUUUACUGUCUAUUUAAAAGCAUAAUAAUAUAAUACAACUUCAAAACAAAUUCAGACGAGAUAUAGAUAUGUAUAGAUUUUUGGUACAUCAAAUUAGUUCAUUCUAAGUUAAUUAAAGACUUAAAUUUAAAACACUGAAGUAAAAUAAGGAUUAAUUUUCUAAGAAUAAUAAACAUAUUAUACACCUGUGUCAUAUGAUUAGACUCUACAAAAUUUUGAUAGAUAACUUUCUUUGUAAUCUGGUCUUGGUCCAUACAUUUAAAUAAUUAUUUAAUUGGAUGAAAUAGUGUAAUUUACCUAAAUUUAAUAUCCUACAAUAACACAAAUAUUAGCCUUGGCUAAUAGUAUUGGUUUCAUAGCAAUUAUUUGUAGGGUAAUUGCAAGAUUUAUAUCAUAAAAUGUCAUUAAAGAAGACUUUUUUAUUCUUAUUAUGAGAAAUCUAUUUUAAGAUAAAUGCUAACAAGUUCUAUAGCAUAAUAAUUUGAUAAGUAAAUGUGAAAUACUUAUGCAAACUCAGAAUAUCGAAGAACCUAUAACUGAAAAUAUUUUAGAAUAAUAAAAUAACACAAACAUAAUAGUGCCUAAUUUCUAAAAAGAGUACUUAUAAAAAAGAAAUAACACAAGCUUUAGUUAAGUUAUUAAUAAUAGUUUUUAAAAAUAAAAAUUUAAUUUAAAUGAAGAGAGCGAACAAAAUAAUAUCACAAAUUUGGGCGAUCGUUUAGAUUCAGUCAAUUCACUGUCAAAUUAAUAGAAUAUGACAAACAAAUUUAAAUUUGAUAAACUUGACAUAAUUUCAUAAAACGAAUAUCAAAAAACCUCUAUGAUAAAUAGCAAACCAACUUUUAAGAUAAAAGAAACCUCAAUAACGCAAAAAUCUUUGAACAAACAAUAAGAAAUAUCUAAAAAUACUUUCAAAACUAAAUUUUAAAACCAAAAAUUAAAAAAAUCCUUUAUUGAUGCAAUAUCUUAAAAGCUAAAAGUUAUGGAGAAUAAUUCUAUUAAAAAAGCCCUUUAAAAGACUAUCUUUAAAUUUAGAUGUUGCAAAGGCAAGGAAUAAUAUUUGUAGAAAGGAAUUGACUAAACAUAAAUGAUAAAAAUUCAAAAAGAAGUAUUAAAGAAUUUAAAUAUUAAUGAACUCUUUAAAGAUAUAAUAUUUUUGAAGAAAGCAAUCAGUAUGUUACUGAGCUUAGACUAGAUAGCAGCUAUCUAGCUUAUUGGUCUGACAAAUAAUUAUAUUAAUCUUGAUUUAGAAAGCACAACUUCAAACCUUAAUUUUGAUUAAUAGAGAGAAAAUUUAAAUCAUUUUGAGAAGUAUUAUGUAAUGCAAUAAUAUGGUGAGAUAUAAAUAGAUUAUAUUCAAAAAUUCUUUAAAAAAUGUGAGGAAAAUGAUGAUGUAAGCAUAAUAGAUUAAAGAAUCAUUUCAUCAAUUUCAAACACUAUUUGA
This is a messenger RNA of Tetrahymena thermophila SB210, 1644 nucleotides long. RefSeq names its product AMP-binding enzyme family protein. The record is from RefSeq and is a predicted model, not a curated record. The transcript has 3 exons. Lineage: Eukaryota; Ciliophora; Oligohymenophorea; Hymenostomatida; Tetrahymenidae.